AUGCAGAGUGUCCAUGGCUUGGUUUGUGCGUCCACUGUGUUUGACGACCAUGUUUCCAUACUUAACCCUACCACUAGAGAGUCCAUUGAACUUCCCCAUACCGAUGUGCUUGCACUAACAGAAGGAGUUUCCAAUGCUCAAUAUUACUUUGGGUUCAGUCCCCUCACAAACGAGUAUAAGGUUCUGCAGAUCAUUUGUGUUGAUCCCAGUGGACUUGGAAAAUUGGAUACUGGGUUGUUGAACAUAUUCACAAUAGGUAGAGAUUCUUCGUGGAGGCCAUUGUGGGUAGACCAACACAGCGACCUUCUGGAGGGGUUAGUCAAUGGAGUGUGUAUCAAUGGGCUCCAUGAGAAGCAGAAAGUGAUAGUGGCUUUUGACGUUAGAGAGGAGACAUUCAGAGUGUUGCCACUACCCCAAGAUUAUGCUCAAGUGUUUGAUGAUUAUGUUGAUCAAGAUAAUCAUCUCUAUCGUGAUGGAAGUGUAGCCGAUACUUAUUGCCUACAAAGUGCAUGUGUAGUUGAGGUGGGGGAAUAUGUGGGUGUGUUUGUUGACAAGUCGUGGAAGCAGGACAAGAUCGUAUUAUGGAUUUUGAAGGACAAUCAAAACCAUGUGUGGGUUAAGGAGACUAUUAGCUUGAUGUUGGAAAAAACAUAUGGCGAAGGUGGGUGCUACGUUGAAGCUCUAGGUACAGUUCACACAGGUGAGUACACUAUUUAA
Prunus persica (peach) is the source of this 717-nucleotide messenger RNA. RefSeq names its product F-box protein At1g52495. The record is from RefSeq and is a predicted model, not a curated record. Bases 1 to 717 code for a protein of 238 amino acids. Lineage: Eukaryota; Viridiplantae; Streptophyta; Magnoliopsida; Rosales; Rosaceae. The transcript has a single exon.